AUGAGCAAAUUCUAUUCGAUUUUUAUGCAAAUUUGUGUGAUCGCCGCAUCGAUGCGGACCGCACUAUGCAUCAAAUGCUACAACUGUGACUCAACCAGCAAUGAAGAGUGUAUGGAUCUGAAGCGAAACUCUGCCAUCGUUGCCGAGACGUGUACGCCGAGCAAAAUGGCUGCCACGACCGGGAACUGGUUGGCGGACUUGACACGCAUCGAGUACUUUGGCGGUACGGAAAUUACCGUGCCGAUGGUGUGCCAGAAAAUCGUCGCUUCGAACGAAAAUGGCGAUACGAUGACGUACCGUGGCUGUCAGCUGGAUGGUGGUAAAACCGAUCCCUGCCAGAUCGCGUACGGCAAGGCGAAGCUACAGCGUGGCGUCAAGAUCGAGUUCUGUUCGACCUGCAAGGAUGAUGCCUGCAAUGGGGCGCCACAGUUGGGCGGACGUUCGGCCGUUUGGCUGCUGGUCGGAAGCGUUCUAGCGCUGUUCUUCGGUUUCCCAUCCCGGCGACACCUGCUGUAA
Anopheles marshallii is the source of this 516-nucleotide messenger RNA. RefSeq lists its product as uncharacterized. The record is from RefSeq and is a predicted model, not a curated record. Lineage: Eukaryota; Metazoa; Arthropoda; Insecta; Diptera; Culicidae. Gene Ontology annotation, biological process: regulation of synaptic transmission, cholinergic; positive regulation of voltage-gated potassium channel activity; sleep. The transcript is spliced from 4 exons. The coding region runs from base 1 to 516 and encodes 171 amino acids.